Messenger RNA from Hypanus sabinus (Atlantic stingray), 3589 nucleotides. Its product is annotated as NACHT, LRR and PYD domains-containing protein 3-like. NCBI's taxonomy places the organism in Eukaryota, Metazoa, Chordata, Chondrichthyes, Myliobatiformes, Dasyatidae. The record is from RefSeq and is a predicted model, not a curated record. The annotation marks the transcript as partial. The transcript is spliced from 10 exons. Gene Ontology annotation, cellular component: cytoplasm. Gene Ontology annotation, molecular function: protein binding.
GUCUGAGGUCAGUAAUCACUGAGAUCCUGGCAAGCUGGAAUGACUUCCAGCUGCUGCAGUUGACGGACUUCUACCGGGACAGGCUGGAGCAGGCGAUGGAAGGAGGGGUGCACGGAGUGAGCCUGGCGUUAACGGCCGAGAAUCAGUUCAGCGGAGAGGAACAUCGGAAAAUCUCUGAUCUCGCUGAUAAGGGAGAGCGGGCGGACAGUUCUAAACUCCUCCUGAGCCUGGUGAUGGAGAAAGGCUCCCGCGCCCGGAGGGUGAUGUGGGAAACCUUUGUCAAAAUGCGGAUUGGUGUCCCAAAUUUGGACAAAAUACUGAAGGAAAUACAGAUAUAUGGUUGUGAUCCUUCCCAUCAACCAAUUCCCGCUCAAAUUUUACAAAAGGUUCUCAGUGAGCUGAAAGAUGUUCAACAGAAACACAAGGAGACUCUGCGGGCACAAACUGAAACACUGAGAGUGAACACGAUCCUGAUGAGGGAGAAGGUGAAGGUUUUCCAGCUGGUUGAUCGAUACGCUGAGCUCACGGUCAUUUCUACUGUUCGAGAUCGGAGACUGGUGGAACAUGAGCUGCUGGCGAGAGGCAGAUUCCACGAGGAGUGGAGACAGAAACAUCUCUGUCGAGAGCUGAAAAAAAUCCGGACGGAUCAGUUAUUCCAGAGCAGGUUUUCCCGAAGUUACUCCACAUCUGGGAGUUCGGCAGCAAUGUCCGGAGUCCCGGGGAUCGGGAAAACAACAAUGGUUCAAAAGAUUGUUUAUGACUGGGCCAUGGGGAAAAUAUUCCAAGAUUUCAAGUUUGUCUUCAGUUUCAAAUUCCGAGAUUUAAACUCCAUUAACUGCAGGAUAAACAUGAGGGAACUGAUUCUGGAUCAGUAUCCUUACUUUGGGAAUAUUCUGAGAGAGGUCUGGAAGAACCCAGAGGGAUUGCUGUUUAUAUUCGAUGGUUUGGAUGAAUUCAAUGACACAAUAGAUUUUGCUGACAGUUGGAGAGAUGCAGAACCCAAGCACCAGUGCCCAGAUCCCGAGUGGUGGUGUGAAGUGUCUGACAUUGUGUACAGUUUAAUCCAGGGCAGCCUGCUCCCAGGGUGUUCAGUGCUGGUGACCACCCGCCCCACUGCGUUACAUUUAUUGGAAAAGGCUGAGAUUAGUGUCUGGGCUGAAAUCCUGGGAUUUGUUGGUGAGGAACGGAAGGAAUAUUUCAUCAGGUAUUUUGAAGAUCAGACGCUGGCGGAAGCUGUUUUCAAGCACGUGAAGGAGAACGAGAUCCUGUACACCAUGAGCUACAACCCCUCCUACUGCUGGAUCCUCGCUCUGGCACUGGGCCCCUUCUUCACACAAAGAGUCAGGGACCCGCAGCGAGUUCCCAAGACCAUCACCCAACUGUACUCCUACUAUAUUUACAACAUCCUGAAAAACCAUGGCCGUGAGAUUGAGAACCCCCGUGAUGUGUUACUCAGGGUUGGUCAGAUGGCCUUCAGAGGAGUGUCCGAGAGGAAGAUUGUGUUUACAGAUGGAGAUUUGAUCAACUACAAUCUGCAGCCUUCCCAGUUCCUGUCCGGGUUCCUGAUGGAGCUUUUGGAGAGAGAGGAUUCUGCCCACAGCGUGGUGUACACAUUCCCACACCUCACCAUCCAAGAGUUUGUAGCUGCAGUCGCACAAUUCCUGAAUCCACAUCCCGGGGAUAUCCUGAAAUUCCUCACUGAAGUCCACAGCACGACAGAUGGGCGAUUUGAGGUAUUUCUCCGUUUUGUUGCUGGUCUUUCCAACCCAAUGACAGCUCGGGGCCUGGAGGAGUUUCUGGGUCCAUUUCCCAAUGAAACAACCUGCCGCGUGAUUGACUGGGUGCAGGAGGAAGUUAAACGCCAGAGUGGAAACACAUGGAGUGAAGCUGGUAAAAGGAGCCUCCUGAACACAUUGCACUACCUGUUUGAGUCUCAGAAUCGUGGACUGGCUCAGGAAACACUGGGAUCUGUGGAAACACUUUCAUUCAGUGGAAUGACACUGACCCCGAUUGACUGCACGGUCUUGUCUCAUGUCAUCGGACUCUGUAAUACAAUAAAACACCUCAAUCUGGAGAACUGCCACAUUCAGUGUGAAGGAAUCCAGCGGGUGGGACCCGGGCUGCACAAUUGCCAGGAGUUGAGACUUGGGAUGAAUGACCUGGGAGAUUCAGGAAUGAAACUGGUGUCUGCGGCUCUGAGGUACCCAGAGUGUAAAAUACAGAAACUGUGGCUGAUCGAUGUCGGUCUCACAGAUUCUGGUGCCGAGGAUCUCCCCUCCGCUCUCAGUACAAACCCAUCACUGACGGAGCUGGACCUGAGUAAUAAUAAACUGGGAGAUUCAGGAGUGAAACUGGUGUCUGCGGCUCUGAGGAACCCAGAGUGUAAAAUACAGAAACUGGAGCUGAGGGAUGUCGGUCUCACAGAUUCUGGUGCUGAGGAUCUCGUCUCCGCUCUCAGUACAAACCCAUCACUGACGGAGCUGGACCUGAGUAAUAAUAAACUGGGAGAUUCAGGAGUGAAACUGGUGUCUGCGGCUCUGAGGAACCCGGAGUGUAAAAUACAGAAACUGGGGCUCAGGAAUGUCGAUCUCACGGAUUCUGGUGCCGAGGAUCUCGCCUCCGCUCUCAGUACAAACCCAUCACUGACGGAGCUGUACCUGAGUAAUAAUAAACUGGGAGAUUCAGGAGUGAAACUGGUGUCUGCGGCUCUGAGGAACCCGGAGUGUAAAAUACAGAAACUGGGACUGAGGGGCGUCGGUCUCACAGAUUCUGGUGCCGAGGAUCUCGUCUCCGCUCUCAGUACAAACCCAUCACUGACGGUCCUGUACCUGGGAUCAAACCCGCUGACAGACCGAUCUGUCCCCGCUCUCCGCCGCCUCAUACUGACCCUCCCGAGUCUGAAGGAGAUCCUGCUGUGGGAGAAUCGGUUCAGUGAGACCGGGGAGAAGGAACUGGGAUCUCUGCGGGGAGUCAGACCCAAACUGAGAGUGUGGACCUUGUGAAAAUCUGAAUGUGUGAACAUCCCCGCCCGCGGGAUGGCGACAUUUUGGAUGAUUCCACGCCCUCCCCUUUAACUCCCGCCAUUACUUUUAAUGGCCGCGCGCCGGGGGUGAUUCCCAACGGUUUCAACGGAACCGGCUCAGAUCUCGCGCUGUGUGUCGCCUGUUGUCCGGUGGGGCAGCUUCCGCCGGAUGUGCGUGUUCGAGACUCCCACGUGACACCCCAGAGAAUUACCCAGACAGGAAGAGCCCGGCGGCCGGUGCUGUGUCUGGGACACCGGUAUUCCAGGUUGGGAUUAUCCCGGGAGAGAAUCCUUUUGCUCCCUUUGCUGAGGACGAUGCAUUCGGCAGCCUGGCCGAUAUAAUGAUGUCAAAUAGACAAAUCCCUCGGCAGUGACCCUGGAUCUGCAGCGAUCCCGGACACGGCCCUGAAGUGUGAUUUUAUAAUCAUCGGUUCCCCAAUGCAGAGUGACGGUGAGAAAUGGGACUGAUUAUUCAACCGGUCACUCGUUGUCGCCGGUUAGUUAAUUGUGUGUGACUGUGAAUGAAUCAAUUUACAUUUGUCAUGAUGAAAUCAAUAAACUACUGUA